AUGUUCAAAGCAGCAAUAUUACUUUCACAAAAAUACAAUCUAACAAUUGAAGGACAAUCGAUUGGAUGGCAGACUGUAGAAACCGAUGGUAAUGUGAUCAAUACUCUAAGUAGUACAUGUCGAGCAAUAUCAACAUCAAAUAUUGUCGGUAUUGUCGGACCGAUACUUUCACGUGAAGCUCAUGUUAUUGCUAAUUUUGCUAAAACAAUUGGAAUUCCUGUUAUAUCGUAUUCUGCAACCGAUCCAGAUUUAUCUGAUCGAAAUAUUUAUCCAGCAUUUUAUCGUACAAUUCCUUCGGAUAAUACAGCUGCAUUAUCAAUUACAAAAUUAUUCAUACGAUUUAAUUGGACAUCUUGUAUUAUUAUUUAUCAAAAUGAUGCAUUCGGAUUUGGUGGUGAAAAAGCACUCACUCGAAUGUUUCAUAACAAGGGUUUAAUAGUUAUAAAAAGUAUCAUAUUUGAUAUAACGACACGUCAAAUUCAAGGUAAUUUAAAAAAUGAAUUAAUCAGUAGUUCAACACGACUUAUUAUAUUAUGGACUGAAUCAAUUUAUACAUCUCUCAUUUUACAAUAUGCACUUGAUUAUGAUAUACUUGGUCCAAAGUUUACAUGGAUAUUACUAUCAAAUAUUCCAUUGAAUUCAUUUGAUCAAAAUUCUUAUCAAAAGUUAAUCGGUAUAUUGACUAUAGAACCUACUAUUGGAGACAUUGUUAAUACACCCAUUAACUCAACAUUAUUAGAUGCAGCAUACAAUAUCUGGAAACAAUAUGAACCAGAAUCAUUUCCUGGAUCGAACAAAGUGAAUUAUCAUGCAUUAUUUGCAUUUGAUGCAACUUGGUCAUUGAUUCAAUCUUUAGAACAAUUUUGUUCAUUAACAAAUACUAGAUCUUUUUCGUGUGUAUCCAUUUUUAAUUCUUCAUUCUGUUUUGAUCAUCGUUUUCUUCAUGCAAAUAUAUUUUUCGAUACAAUUAUAAAUAUGACAUUUCUUGGUGUAUCGGGUCCUAUACAAUUUAAUCUAAAUGUAACUGAUCGAAUUAAUGGUAAUUUUUAUUUAAUACAAAAUAUUCAACCAUAUGAAAAUCAUAUUGAUUAUGUACCUGUAUUAGAAUGGUCUGAUUUAGAUGAUUGGAAAUCAUCUUCACAGAGAACUAUUAUCAUAUGGCCUGGUAAUACAUUAGUACCUCCGACUGGUCGUGCAUGUAUUUCUGGUACUCGAUUACGAAUUGGUGUUAUUGAAUCGACACCUUUCACAAUGAUAACAAAUGUUAUAGAUAAAUGUGGACAAAAUACAACAAAAUUAAUUGGUUUUAUACCUGAUCUUAUUGAUCUUUUACAGGAAAAAAUGAAAUUUAUUCCUCAAAUUUUAGUAGCAUCUUUAAAUCAGACCUAUACUGAAUUAAUUAGAGCAGUAAUAAAUGAUGAUUAUGAUAUUAUCAUUGGUGAUGUUACUAUUACAGCUAGUCGACGAAAACAAGUUAGCUUUUCAAAUUCAAUUUUUGAUAAUUCUUUACGUAUCAUUAUGCGAAAAAAUACUAAUGAUAAUGUAGAUCUUCUCUCAUUUUUAAAACCAUUCUCAUUUAGUCUCUGGAUAUUACUUUUUAUUACGAGUAUUUAUGCUGGUGUUUUAAUCUGUCUAUUAGAACGACAGGAAAAUGAAGCAUUACAUGAAAGAUCAAUUAUUUCUUCAAUUGCUAUGAGUUUAUGGUAUUCUAUCGGUACUAUUAUGGGAUAUGGUGCUGAUUUUCAUGCAAGUACUGCAGCUGGACGAUUAUUAACACUUGGUCUUUACUUCUUAAGUUUGGUAUUAGUAGCAACAUAUACUGCAAAUUUAGCAUCAGAUCUAACUAUAUCAAAAUCAAAAGCUAUUAUUUCGAGUAUUGAUGAUAUAAAAAAUGGUAAAAUACCAUUUCAUCGUAUUGGUGUUCGCAUCGGUUCAGCAAGUGAAGAAUAUUAUUUACGAGAGAUUUCUAGUGGAAAUCGAAAUUAUUAUCCAUUAAAAUCUCGACAAGAACUCUAUGAAAGUCUAUUGAAUGAUAUUAUUGAUGCAUCUUUCUUAGAUACCGGUGUUGGAGAAUAUAUAACUAAUACUAUCUAUUGUAAUUUAACAUUGGUUGGUACAGAUUUUGAUAAGGGUGCAUUUGGUGUUGUUUUUCCUAAACAAUGGAUAUAUGGACAAGAAUUUGAUGUAAGCAUAUUAUCAUUACGAGAGUCGGGUGUUCUUGAUGAUUUAAAAAGAAAAUGGUUUCAAACCAAUAGCUGUCCUGACUUAUCUGUUACAUCUACUAGUGCCGCCAUUGAAACUAUGAGUGGCUUAUUUCUUACAUUUGCAAUGAUUAGUAUUCUAUCAUUACUUCUAUUCGCAUGGAAAAGACGUUUUAUCAUACGAAAUUAUCUGUGGAAACGAUUAUGUCGAAAGAUUUCUUUAACCUUUCCAAAUACCUCGACGAUACGGCGUUCAACCGAAAUUUCGAAAUAUUCUGAAAGCUCUAAGCCAGUUCCAUCCGCCGAGGCAUGUUUUUAA
Molecule: messenger RNA, 2520 nt
Organism: Rotaria sordida
Lineage: Eukaryota; Metazoa; Rotifera; Eurotatoria; Philodinida; Philodinidae
Source: the annotation of a GenBank genome assembly